CCGGCCGCGGGGAGCGGGCAGGACAGAGGGCCCCAGGCGGAGAGGCCCACGAGGCACCGCUUUGCUGCCUGUGUUGAGGGCCCCUGAGACCACGGCUUUGCUCUGUGGAGACCGCAGGUCACCGAGGAGCCAAAGCGCCGGGUUCGGUGGUCCUGUGUGGGCCUGGGUGUCCUCCAGACCGGGGCCUGCUCUCUGUGGAGCCGGCUGGGCUUCCUGUGGCUGCAGCUCCUCAGAGUCAGGGCCUGGGGGUGGCACCGCCUGGACCCCCCUCUUCCGCUUGUUUGGGCAGGGAGAGGGAAAAAGGCUGAGGAAGAAGCUUCCGUGCCCCAGCGUCAGAGUGAGGGGAGCCCCAGGCCCCGCAGCUAUGGCGGAUACCGGGCACCAGGCUGGGCCCUGGCUCGUGCCCCAGGCAGCCUGGGCAGGCACCUGCUCCUGCUGCGGUUCAACAACUGACUGACAGAGGGAGGCUGAUGGGGACCCUGGUGGAGACGGAGCUCCAGGACAGAUGGACAGGGAGUGCAGACGGAGCUCCAGGACAGAUGGACAAGGGACAGGGAGUGGAGACGGAGCUCCAGGACAGAUGGACAGGGAGUGGAGACAGAGCUCCAGGACAGAUGGACAGAGGGACAGGGAGUGGAGACGGAGCUCCAGGACAGAUGGACAAGGGACAGGGAGUGGAGACGGAGCUCCAGGAUAGAUGGACAGGGAGUGGAGACGGAGCUCCAGGACAGAGGGACAGGGAGUGGAGACGGAGCUGCAGGACAGAUGGACAGGAGUGGAGACGGAGCUCCAGGACAGAUGGACAGAGGGACAGGAGUGGAGACGGAGCUCCAGGACAGAUGGACAGAUGGACAGGAGUGGAGACGGAGCUCCAGGACAGAUGGACAGAGGGACAGGGAGUGGAGACGGAGCUCCAGGACAGAGGGACAGAGGGACAGGGAGUGGAGACAGAGCUCCAGGACAGAUGGACAGAUGGACAGAGAGUGGAGACGGAGCUCCAGGACAGAUGGACAGGGAGUGGAGACGGAGCUCCAGGACAGAGGGACAGGGAGUGGAGAUGGAGCUCCAGGACAGAUGGACAAGGGACAGGGAGUGGAGACGGAGCUCCAGGACAGAUGGACAGAGGGACAGGGAGUGGAGACAGAGCUCCAGGACAGAGGGACAGAGGGACAGGGAGUGGAGACGGAGCUGUGGGGAGCAACUCGGACUAGACUGUUACUGGAAUUAAGACUUAUUCUAUGCAUCUGCUCUCCCACAAUAUGGCACUGAGAAGGGAGUAACAACUUCUACGUAGCUGCCUCUCGCAAACUUGAGUGAUGACCUGCAGGAGCUGAUGCUGCUCCUGAUUGGAGGAGAGCAGCGUACUUGGCGUGUGGGUAGCAGAGUUGGGAUUGGUGGAAGAGGACUAUAAAGGAGGAGAGAGACAACAUGCACCAGGAACAUCUAUCUGAAGGAACACCUGUGCAGCCCCCGAGAGAGCCGGCCGGCGGUGUGCCGCUCCCCCGCGGAAGUGGGGAAAGUGGCAGGGGGAACCGCCCUUCCAUGGAGGUGGAAGGGACGGUAGCCAACCCGGGAACAACCAGCAGCAAACCCGGGGAGGGCCGAGCAGACAAAAGAACAGUGCAGGGUCCUGUGUCGUUCCUCCACAAAGAGGGGGAGCGACACGGAGCUCCAGGACAGAUGGACAGAUGGACAGGGAGUGGAGACGGAGCUCCAGGACAGAGGGACAGAGGGACAGGGAGUGGAGACGGAGCUCCAGGACAGAUGGACAGAUGGACAGGGAGUGGAGACGGAGCUCCAGGACAGAUGGACAGAUGGACAGGGAGUGGAGACGGAGCUCCAGGACAGAUGGACAGAGGGACAGGGAGUGGAGACGGAGCUCCAGGACAGAUGGACAGAUGGACAGGGAGUGGAGACGGAGCUCCAGGACAGAUGGACAGAGGGACAGGGAGUGGAGACGGAGCUCCAGGACAGAGGGACAGAGGGACAGGGAGUGGAGACGGAGCUCCAGGACAGAGGGACAGAGGGACAGGGAGUGGAGACGGAGCUCCAGGACAGAUGGACAGAUGGACAGGGAGUGGAGACGGAGCUCCAGGACAGAUGGACAGAUGGACAGGGAGUGGAGACGGAGCUCCAGGACAGAUGGACAGAGGGACAGGGAGUGGAGACGGAGCUCCAGGACAGAUGGACAGAUGGACAGGGAGUGGAGACGGAGCUCCAGGACAGAUGGACAGAUGGACAGGGAUGGAGACGGAGCUCCAGGACAGAGGGACAGAGGGACAGGGAGUGGAGACGGAGCUCCAGGACAGAGGGACAGGGAGUGGAAACAGAGCUCCAGGACAGAUGGACAGAUGGACAGGGAGUGGAGACGGAGCUCCAGGACAGAUGGACAGAGGGACAGGGAGUGGAGACGGAGCUCCAGGACAGAUGGACAGAUGGACAGGAGUGGAGACGGAGCUCCAGGACAGAGGGACAGAUGGACAGGGAGUGGAGACAGAGCUCCAGGACAGAUGGACAGAUGGACAGGGAGUGGUGACGUAGCUCCAGGACAGAGGGACAGGGAGUGGAGACGGAGCUCCAGGAUAGAUGGACAGAGGGACAGGGAGUGGAGACGGAGCUCCAGGACAGAGGGACAGAUGGACAGGGAGUGGAGAUGGAGCUCCAGGACAGAUGGACAAGGGACAGGGAGUGGAGACGGAGCUCCAGGACAGAUGGACAGAGGGACAGGGAGUGGUGACGUAGCUCCAGGACAGAGGGACAGGGAGUGGAGACGGAGCUCCAGGACAGAGGGACUGAUGGACAGAGCACAGGAUGUGGAGGUGGAAGUAGGACUUGACCCAAAGCACAGGACGGUGGGUUCCAGCAGGUGUGGCUGGGGCCACAGAAUGCUGGGUGGGGCGAGGCAGGGAGAGUGGGGGCUGCAGGCUGAGCCCUGUGCCCCCCUCCCCAC
Oryctolagus cuniculus (rabbit) is the source of this 2950-nucleotide messenger RNA. Lineage: Eukaryota; Metazoa; Chordata; Mammalia; Lagomorpha; Leporidae. The record is from RefSeq and is a predicted model, not a curated record.